CAGCUCUCUACUAGCUAGCAGCUACUAGCCUACUGCACUAGCUGAGCUUAGCUUGACUGCAAUGGCGGCGGCGAAGGUAGCGCUUGUCCUGGCCGUGAGCCUCCUCGUGGCGGCCAUGGCGAGCGCUUGUUCCUACUGCCCGCCGGAGCCGAAGCCGAAGCCACCGGCGCCGAAGCCGAAGCCCAGCUACGGCGGGUCGUCGUGCCCGCGCGACGCCCUGAAGCUGCACGUGUGCGCCAACGUGCUCGGCCUCGUGAAGGCCAAGAUCGGGGCGGCGCCGUACGAGCCCUGCUGCUCGCUGCUCGACGGGCUCGUCGACCUCGACGCCGCCGUCUGCCUCUGCACCGCCAUCAAGGCCAACGUGCUGGGCCUCAACCUCAACGUCCCCGUCGACCUCAGCCUCAUCCUCAACAACUGCGGCAAGAUCUGCCCCUCCGAUUACCAGUGCGUGCACUAGAUCGAAUCGAUCGAUCAAUGCACUUGCACCGGCCGUGACUACUGUAUCUUGAUGAUGAUGUUGUUGUUGUUUUUUUUUUUCUCCCCCAAUAUCUCGAUCGAUGUUGCUGUUUCGGUAGUGAUUUUGAACUCUUGCUUGCUCUAUUUUUUUUUCUUGGUUCUGUGUAUUCUUUUGUUCCCAUGAUUCGUCAAUAAAAUGAAGCUGUAGUUUUC
This is a messenger RNA of Oryza brachyantha (malo sina), 669 nucleotides long. RefSeq names its product cortical cell-delineating protein-like. The transcript has a single exon. The coding region runs from base 62 to 457 and encodes 131 amino acids. NCBI's taxonomy places the organism in Eukaryota, Viridiplantae, Streptophyta, Magnoliopsida, Poales, Poaceae. The record is from RefSeq and is a predicted model, not a curated record.